This is a messenger RNA of Megalobrama amblycephala (Wuchang bream), 2397 nucleotides long. It is a transcript of the gene tsen54, whose product is annotated as TSEN54 tRNA splicing endonuclease subunit. The coding region runs from base 94 to 1614 and encodes 506 amino acids. Gene Ontology annotation, cellular component: tRNA-intron endonuclease complex. The record is from RefSeq and is a predicted model, not a curated record. NCBI's taxonomy places the organism in Eukaryota, Metazoa, Chordata, Actinopteri, Cypriniformes, Xenocyprididae. Gene Ontology annotation, biological process: tRNA-type intron splice site recognition and cleavage. The transcript is spliced from 11 exons.
UGCUGUGCCGCCAUCUAUUGAUAAAGGCGCACAAUCGCAUGUAAUGUAUCCUUUGCGCACUAGGACCCCGACACGACACAGGCGGCAGUAAAUAUGGCAGACAGCGACACAUCUACAGAUGCUCACAAACUCAAUGUUUAUCAGGAGUUGCUCAGUCCAUCAGAGCUGUUUGAGGCGAGGUCCCGGAGCCAUAAGAUACCAGUGAGGGGUCAGAAAGACUUCCUGCCCGAUGGGUCCGAGAAGCAGACGGCCCGUCUGCAGCAGAGUCUGGACGAGCACUGGACGCUCCUGGCCGAGGAGAGGGUAGAGAGACUAGGGAAUCUAGUGAAAGCUGUCUGGAUCCCUGAGGAAACACUAGUGGAAUUACAGUCACCAGCAGGGAAAUUUUGGCAGACGAUGGGUUUUUCAGAGAGAGGCAAGCAGUAUCUGCAUCCUGAAGAGGCUCUCUACCUCAUGGAAUGUGGCAAUGUGCAGGUGUUUCACCGGGAUCUUCCUUUGUCCAUUCAGGAGGGAUAUGAGCGCUUUCUUUCUUGUGAGACUGUGACUCUUCAUCAGUAUCAGGUUUUUGGACAUUUGAAAAGGCUUGGGUAUGUUGUGAACAGAUUUGACCCCAGUUCAGUCCCGUCUACAUAUGAGAGACAGCUGAAUCUGCCGGCAUCAUCGCGGGACAAGCAGAGAAAACAGCUGAAGAGGAAACGCUCUCAAAGUCCUGUAUCCAGUGAAAAACAAAACACAUCACCAGUGGAGAAGAUAACAGCUGAAGACCAAAGUGACGAGCUAGUUAAAAACAGUGAAUCGCCGGCGGCCACAGAUCUGCCUCCGCAGGAGCCCAUGCAGUCCGCUGAGGCUUCUGACAGGACGUGGUGGAUAGAAGGGGAUGUCCAUCCUCCACCUGCUCAAGCCCAAAGCACAGCUCCUCGCUGGGACUUCAGCAGCAUCUCUUUCCCAGACCUGGGCUCUCGUAGGAGCCGCUCGGUCUGCCUGGCUUCUCCAGACCGCAGCCUGCUGCCCGGUGCUCUGGAGGUGGGCGACUGUGAUGUGACUCCUUGGCUCAGCAGACUCAACGUGAAGCAGGAGAAGCUGUCGCGCCGGGACAGGGAGCGCCAGAGAGAGCGAGAUCGCUACCGCAGGGAUGUUAAUAGCGACCGAGAGGUGCGACGCUGCAGGAACUGGGCGGAGUAUUUACAGCUGCUGGAGGAGAGGAGGCGGCGGCGGCAGAAAGACAGACCCGCGCAUCUGUGGGAGAGGGAGGUGACGCCGCUCACUCAGCCCGGCCAGUGCGCCUCACACCGUGAACUGCUGGACCAGAUCAGCAUUGUCAAGUCUUCGAGCUUGUCUGAGGGGGUUUCCAGGUUGUCCCCGUCAGACCAGUGGAAGAUUAGUUUUGAUGUUUACCAACCGGACACGGUGGCGGAGUUUAAAAAGAGCCACCCCGGAAAGCCUUAUAGCCGCAUGUGUGUCUGCAGUUUCGACGGUCCCGUGCCUGAUCUGCAUGUCAUGAAGCAGCUGUCCUUCCAAAGCGGAGACGUCCCAGUGACGUUUGCUGUGGUGGAUCAUGGUGACAUCUCUUUUUACUGCUUCAAGGAUUUCAAACUUCCAACUGAUGUGUAUUAAGGAGCAUUUCUAAAACUGUACUCUCAGGGUUUUAAAGGGAUAGUUCAUUCAAAAAUGAACAUUCUGUCAUCUUUUGCUCACCCUCAUGCCCUUCCAAGAAUGCUGGUAAUCAAACUGUUCCCAUUGACUUCCAUUAUAUUUUUUGACAUCCAUUGUACAAUGGAAAUCCAUGGGAACAAAACUGAUUGGUUUCCAACAUUCAUCAAAAUAUCUUCUUUUGUCUUUCACAGAAGAAAGAAACUCAAACAGGUUUGGAACGACAUGAGGGGGAGUAAAUGAUGGCAGAAUUGACAUUUUUGGGUGCACUAACCCUUUAAUUUGAUUUUAAUAGAAAACUGUUAAGAAUUUGUCAUGUGCAAGUUAUACCAAAACUAUUUACACCAGCAUUUCUGUCAUCAAAACAUUUUGUCUAUUGUUUGGACAGAAAACAUCAAAGUCUGCUUUGGUCAGUUGAUUAUAUAUGUCUUCAGGACCAUCUCUACUGGUUGGAUGAACAUUUCUUUGAACUAAUUAACAAGCUUUCAGGGUAUCAGGUUUAAGUUUUGUUUCUGGCUCUGUUUGUGUAUGCCAUAUCGAAAUAACUAUAUGGGUAUCUUGGUUUACAUACAUUGGUAAUGAUGGUUCUUCAUUAUUCAGUGCUUAUCAUUACUGCGCUUCAGUGGAAAGGAAGCCGCAAUGCAAAUAUUCUGUUGAGAAUGGGAAAGCUAGAUGAGCAUUUCAAAUGGUCAAAGUUUGGCAUUGAAAUUUACGCAAUAACUCAAUAAAACAAUCUAUUUCAUCAGA